Prorocentrum cordatum is the source of this 2140-nucleotide messenger RNA. The record is from the annotation of a GenBank genome assembly. NCBI's taxonomy places the organism in Eukaryota, Dinophyceae, Prorocentrales, Prorocentraceae.
CCUCGAGCGGGGAGGGGGGACUUCACCACCAGGAGGACCCCUCCUGGCUCCUCGCGCUGGUGGCGGUGUCGCUUCCCCUUGUUCCUAUGAGUGGCGUCCCCCUGCCCCCGCCGUUACGGAGCCAGCCCUCGUCUUCCCUCCCUCCCUCCCUCCCUCGCUCCCCCCUCGCCCUCCUCAUUCCCUCCGUCCGACCCCUCCCUCCCCUCCUUGGCUCAAGCCCAGCCGCCGGGGCGGGCGCCCCGCCCGCCUGCGCAUCUGGAGAGAUGCACAGGCACUCCCCGCUGCCGCAGCCCGACGACAGCGACGGCGGCUCGUCGGGCGGCGAGGGGGAUGCGGACGGCGGUGCGCAGGCCCGGUUUCUGUGGCAGUGGGACAGGAUGGUCGACAUCACCCUGCGUUGUGGUGCGCGCGGGGGAGCGCGCACUCUGGGGAAGCAUCUGCUGUGGGCCUGCGCGCAGUGGUUGCUGAUCCUGGCCACCGCGGCGGCGGCCGCGCUGCGCUGGGACGGCAGCCGCUUCUCCGACCUGCUCAUGAGGAACGCCUUCCUCCUGCACUACGCGGCGGAGUACCUGGGCUGCACCGGAAUGUACUCUGGCUUCUCGCCCCUCUUCCCACUCACCUGGUACCGGUUCGCGCCCGGCACGCUCAAGGAGCCCCUCUUUGACGCCCUCGGCGAUCGCAGGACCUGGGCGGACGUCUGCGUCAGCGCUGCAAACGUUCUCGUGCCGGCCGCUGCCACGGCCCUGCCGCCGUCCAGCCCCGCGGUCGCGCUCUGGGCGGGCUGCGUGCUCUUGGCGCUGGUCUCGGACUUUUCCGCCUACAUAGGCGCCAUGGGCUGCUACUACGGGCCCAUCUCGGCGAUCUUCGCGCACGAGGGGAUCCAUGGCGAAGCAGGCCACACGGCUGCGCUGCAGGUGCUCUUGCUUGUUGUCUACGUGUCAUGCGGCCUGUCGAAGAUGGGUCCAGGGUUUUCUUACGUGGCCAUGCUGGAGUGGACUCAGCCUUCAGCGUUCGCGGGUCGCGCGUUCUGGCAGCGGCUCUUCGUCUCCGACGCUGCAGCUCAGAAGUGGUCCCCGUCGCUCUUUGCAGUGGUGCUCGCGCGUGGGGCUGCAGUGGUUGAGUGGGCCACGCCCCUUCUUUUCCUGUGCCCGCCGUUAGUCUUGCACAAAGUGGGGCUGGAAUGUCUGGGAACUGCGCCCGUCGACUUCGCUCUGCUCGUGAUGUGCGGCAUGCACGCGUACAUCAUCUUUCACCUCGGGAGCGACGUGAACAUGUUGAAUUCGGUCACUGCGUUGUGGUGCGUCUACGUGUUCCGAAUCAGGAGCGUGGGUUUCGACUACGAGGACUUUGCGGUCAUGGGCUGCGCGCCGCGCCUCGCCUUGCUCCUCCUGGCUCUGCUGGUGGCGCUCGGCCACCUGAGGCCGGACGCCGUGUGCUGCCAAACGGCGUACAGGUUCUGGGCUGGGAACUGGCCGCAGGCGUUCUACGCCUUCUCGCCUGCCGGCCUGAAGAAGCUUGGCCGCAUCCCCUCGAACCUGCGGCUCCCCAGCACAGCGGCGGGCUGGCGCGCCUGCGCGCACAUCUGGGCCUCGCAGCUGCCAGCCCGCGUGCUGCCGUUGCUGCUGCACGAGGUCGGGCGCAGCCGGCCGCAGCUGUCCACCCUCCUGCCCGGCUUCCUGGUGGCUAACUUGUGCUUGGGAAGUUGCAGCAACUGCGCGCUGCGGGCCGACCAGCUCAACGCUCGCCUGCAGCAGGCCUUCGGUCAUCGUCCCACUGUGGGGAUCGGCGGUUUCUGCGGGGCGUAUUCCGCGUGCGGCGGCGCGAUGCGCUGGAGGGUCGCCGACCUGUGCCGCGGGGUGUUCGCGCGCGGCCGCGUGCCCGUGCAGCAUGCGCUGGCCAUCUCCAAGCCCUCGGACUGCCAGUCGCUGGCGGCGCACCUCCCGCUCUUGCGGGGUUUGUAGGUUGGGCUCGGAACAUAGUGCGCGCCGCGCCCUCUCCUGCGUGCCUGCGCCUGUGCCAAGUCGCUUUGCUCCAGCCAACGGGAGUUGCAAUCGUGCACCGCGCUUCUCUCUUAUUUGCUGCGUUUCAUCCUGCGUUCCUUCCCCGUCCCCGCUGGGGCAGAUCCCUGGGCUCGACGAAA